Molecule: messenger RNA, 2016 nt
Organism: Lodderomyces orthopsilosis Co 90-125
Lineage: Eukaryota; Fungi; Ascomycota; Pichiomycetes; Serinales; Debaryomycetaceae
Product: phosphoribomutase
Exons: 1
Coding region: 1-2016 (671 amino acids)
Biological process (GO): purine ribonucleoside salvage; carbohydrate metabolic process
Molecular function (GO): phosphopentomutase activity; magnesium ion binding
Source: RefSeq, a predicted model, not a curated record
AUGAAAUGUGUGUGCUCUUUAGUAUCCUCUAUAUUUUUUGUGUCGCGUCCAUAUUGUCGCAUCUCAUCAUCGAACGUUUGCGCAAAAGAUCCAAAAUCGCAAUUUCUUCUUUACAUUCUCAACUGCGAUUAUACAACAAUGUCAGCUAUAUCACGGGAUAAGCUAGAGCAAAUUGCUCAAGAUUGGGUGUUAGUUGACCCAAAUGAAGAAACAAAAGCAGAGAUAUCAAACCUCGUCAAGAAUAAGCACUAUAGCAAACUACAACGAAAAUUGUACCCACGUAUCGCAUUUGGAACCGCUGGAUUAAGAUCAUCUAUGGAAUCUGGAUUUGCUCAUAUGAACGAUGUGACCGUUUUACAAGCGUCUCAAGGUUUAGUUGAAUACCUUUUGACCAAAUUCACUAAUCCUUCAAUUGUGGUUGGAUACGAUCACAGAUUUCAUUCACAGCGAUUUGCGGAAAUUUUAGCCAGUGUGGCACUACUUAAGGGAUUCACUGUAUACUACCUUGGAUCUACCAAAAACUUUUCAACUGAGUCUUUGAAGUUAUACAAGGGAAGUUUUAAAAAUGAUGACAGUGCUAGUAGAGAGUAUGUCCACACACCUUUGGUUCCAUUUGCAAUUGAUCAUUUGAAUGCAUCUGGUGGUGUAAUGAUUACAGCGUCGCAUAAUCCAGCUAAUGACAAUGGAUACAAGGUGUAUUACGCUAAUGGUUGUCAAAUAAUCCCACCCCAAGAUGCUGAUAUUGCUCAAUCGAUUGAGAAUAACUUAAAGCCAUCGAGUGAUGAUGUUUGGCGCAUCGUUGAAAACUUUGAAAAUGGUAUAAAAGGGGAUAAGUUGAAAUGUAUCAAACAUGAAAUUGUCAAACAGUAUGUUUCUGCUGUUAAAGACAAACUUGUUAAAGAACUCCGCCUAGAUUUUGAUUUCGUCUAUACUCCAAUGCAUGGAGUAGGUUUGGAGAUUUUUGAAAAAUGCAUCAAUUUGUUCGAAACAAAUCGCUAUAGUGUUGUUGAAGAGCAAAGCAAACCUGAUCCUUCUUUUCCGACUGUCAGUUUUCCCAACCCUGAAGAAAAGGGAGCAUUAGACUUGGCAAUUACACAAGCACAACAAACAAAUGCCAAAUUAGUUAUUGCCAGUGAUCCUGAUGCUGAUCGUUUUAGUGUUGCUAUUGUUGAUAAACAAGGUAAAUUCAGGCAAUUGACGGGUAAUGAAAUUGGAUUUUUAUUCGCCAUGUAUGUGAUUGAAAACUUGGACAAGGCAAAACUAUCCAAUACGUAUUUGUUAAACUCGACUGUUUCUUCACAAGUAUUGAAAUCAAUGGCAGAGAAGUGUGGUUUCAAUUUUAUUGAUACAUUAACUGGGUUCAAGUGGAUUGGAAACAAAGCCAUUGACUUGGAGAAUCAGGGGCACUUUGUUCCUUUUGGAUAUGAAGAAGCAAUUGGAUUCAUGUUCAACUUAGUGCAUGAUAAAGAUGGGAUUUCUGCUGCCGUUGUAUUCUUGCAAUUGUACCAACAAUGGUUCAGCAAAGGCGAUGUGAAUGUCAUAGACAAGCUUGAACUGGGAUAUAAGGAAUAUGGAUGGUUUAAAGAUUUAAAUGGGUAUUACCGGCUAAGUGAUGUUAGUCUUACCCCCAGGAUUUUCAAAUCGGUAAGAUAUUCCUACUCAGGUCAUGAAUCCCCUCAAACUAUCGGUGACUUCAAGGUAACAUACUGGCGUGAUUUAACUAUUGGAUUCGACUCAUCUGCGCCAGAUCACAAGCCGAUUUUACCAGUUGAUCCUCAUUCACAAAUGAUUACUGCAGUUCUUGAGCCGGUUGCAAAACCACAAAAUGGCCAAGAUCUUUCAGUCAGGUUCACGUGUCGCGGGUCAGGCACUGAACCAAAAUUGAAAGUUUACAUUGAAGGUAAAUCGAGUACUAGCGAGUCUGAUGCGUUGAAAGUAGCUGGUGAUUGUUGGGAGACGCUAAAAAGAGAAUGGUUUAAGCCUAAGGAGUAUGGAUUAGAGGAAGUGAAGCCAUAA